Messenger RNA from Microthlaspi erraticum, 1134 nucleotides. The record is from the annotation of a GenBank genome assembly. Lineage: Eukaryota; Viridiplantae; Streptophyta; Magnoliopsida; Brassicales; Brassicaceae.
AUGGAGAAGCUGUCAUCAGCUGCCGUUGUUCCUCAGCUCCUCCGCAACAUCAUUAUCGCCGUCGUCGUUUUCGCCGACGAAUCUCUCCUCCAAUUCUCCGGGAAUUCGAAGCUCCUCGAGAAACUCCGUCUAUUUCUCGUCGCCUGUUUUCUCUUCUUUUUACGCUCGCUUCCUUCAGUUGUCCCCUUCGCAAACCCUACCACGACGAGAGGCUUCAAAUUCACGGCGGAGAAGAAGCUCGAGAUCAGCGAUUGCGCGUCGGAAUCGGGAAUCGGUCGAGCGAUCUGGCAGUUACUGUCGACUAUGAAUGAAAUCCCGGUGAAUUCUAGAAAGUACGAAGUCGUUCGGUCGUUGGCGGAGAGACUAAUCGACGAGAAUCACGGAGAAAACUCAACCGCCUUGUUCGAUUUGAAUCGCAGGGUUUUGAACGCGUCGUUUCGUAGAACGCUAAGCCGGUUAGAGGCGGCGGUUGAGCGUAACCGGAAAGAUACAGGUGAACCGGUACGUCGUGGAUUAAACCGGGUGGUGAGAGCUGCGGUUAGAGCCGUUGGAGAUGGAUUCGCCGGUUGGGGUGGAGAAGAGGCGGCGGAUCAGUCAGCGGAAACGGCGGAGAAACUGGCGGCGGAGCUGCUUUGGUUGGCGGAGAAGAUGGCGGAAUAUGGAUUCGUCGAUGAAGCCGUUGAGAAAUGGGCCUCGGCUUCUAACAUGGCUUGGCUCGCUCUUUGGUCUGAACCGAGGCUUCAGUGUUCCAUGGUCCAAAUUUCUGCCUUGUUGUUCAAAGAAGCCAAGGACAUUGGAAAAAGAGGAGAAGAAGAAGAAGAAGAGGGGGAGAAAUGGAGAGAGAUAAAGAAGAAGAUGCUUACAUCGUGGAUUCCGUUGCUGUGUCGGGCCAGCAACGGAGCGGAGAAACCGGUGUUGAGAAGCGGCGAACGAGCCGAGCUAGAGAAAGUGUUGGAGCAGAUGAUAUCAGAACUGAAAGAAGAGGAACAAGAAGAUGUUCUCUCACUUUGGCUUCACCAUUACACAAGCUGCGCUUCCUCUGACUGGCCUGACCUCAACGGCUCUUAUGUUCGUUGGUGCGAUUCUUCUCGCCAGCUUUUGCGCUUGCAUUGUGAUCCCAAAAACAAAGCCUAA